AUGAUCCCGAGGAGGCUACCGCGGUGUAAAAAUGUAUGGAAGAGGUAUUUCAGCAGAACGCCAGCACAAAGAGAGAUCCUCGAUGCCGAUAGUCUCCCAGAUAGAAUUAUCCCCAGAUAUCAAGCAACUCCCAACAGCGACCUCCUCUCCCUAAUAUGGCCGUCGCCCCCUCGAAACGUCCUUGUCAUCAAGAAGAAGGAAGCUCCCUUAGCAACAGCCUCUCUCCUCGAAUACGCAAAACACAUCAACUCCAACUACGACCAUGUCUCUUUCAUCCUCGAGCCAGCAGUCGCGGCACAGCUGCACGAAAAACUCCCGUUCCCAGUCUUCACGACCAGCACUCCGGGAGAUCUUGUCCAAAAGGUGGACAUGACAACAACCCUUGGUGGAGACGGCACAAUCUUACACGCUUCCUCGCUCUUCAGUACAGAACUCCAUGUUCCCCCUAUCUUGUCGUUUAGUAUGGGCACGUUGGGGUUCCUGGGCGAGUGGAAAUUCUCUGAGUACAAGAGGGCGUUCAGGGAAGUCUACAUGUCAGGCGCAGGUACCGGAUCCCCCCUCUUGCAAGACCAGAAACACCCGCAUCUCGAAGGUGUCACCCCUUUCGCCGGGGAUGGCGUGACCGGCUGGUCGAGUGUGAGAGGGAAAUCCAUGGGCCCAUCACGCAGCUCUAAAGUACUCCUGCGGAACCGUUUGAAGGUUGGUGUCUUCGACGCAAAUGGAGACAGGGUGCUCGAAGAAGAUAGCGCAGUAAGUGCAGUGGGAGAUGUACACGCCAUGAACGAAGUCAUCAUCCACCGAGGAAAAGAAGCGCAUCUGGCCAUCAUCGAAGUCUUUGUCGGGGGACGGUUCCUGACAGAAGCUGUGGCGGAUGGGAUGAUCAUUUCUACCCCUACAGGGAGCACGGCGUAUAGCUUGAGUUCUGGGGGGAGCAUCAUCCACCCGCUAGUUAGCAGUCUCAUGUUGACGCCAAUUUGUCCGCGGAGUCUGUCAUUCAGACCGUUGGUUCUUCCCGCUAAUACCCCGAUCACGCUGCGGCUCAGUGAGAAGAAUCGGGGUAGGGAGCUGGAAGUCAGCAUUGACGGCAGAAGACGGAGUAUUGGCGUAGGCGUGGGCAUGGAAAUUAGAGUCAACGGCGAAGAUAUCGUGAAAGGAAAGGAAUGGGUUGGCGGCGUCCCCUGUGUGAUGCGAGGUGCCAAGAGCGGUAACGAAGAUGACGAUGGCUGGGUAGGAGGUUUGAACGGGCUGUUGAAGUUCAAUUAUCCGUUUGGGGGCGAAGAGUAG
Molecule: messenger RNA, 1284 nt
Organism: Drepanopeziza brunnea f. sp. 'multigermtubi' MB_m1
Lineage: Eukaryota; Fungi; Ascomycota; Leotiomycetes; Helotiales; Drepanopezizaceae
Biological process (GO): NADP+ biosynthetic process; NAD+ metabolic process
Molecular function (GO): NAD+ kinase activity
Source: RefSeq, a predicted model, not a curated record